Messenger RNA from Paraphaeosphaeria sporulosa, 651 nucleotides. RefSeq lists its product as uncharacterized. Lineage: Eukaryota; Fungi; Ascomycota; Dothideomycetes; Pleosporales; Didymosphaeriaceae. The record is from RefSeq and is a predicted model, not a curated record. The coding region runs from base 1 to 651 and encodes 216 amino acids. The transcript is spliced from 2 exons.
AUGCUUUGCCGCGCUACGCUCCGAGCGGUGCGCCUCCCGGUUGUCUCCAAGCCCUUUCUCGGUGUGCGAGCCGUCUCGACGCUCCCAUCGAAUCCGCACAUCUACGUCUUCGAACACCCGCUCGACGCGACGCGCUCCCUCCUCACGCUGCUUCCCACUGAGCCUCCGAACGUCCAACUCGCACUGGGAGCGACCACCUCCGUACCGCCAACCCCAGACUCGUUUACGGAAAACCGCCAAUUCCAUCCAAUCCUGCAGUCAGUCCUAGCUACGCAUGCGAUCAACGACCCUUCGGUCAAGCAACAGGCGGCUGCCUUUGCUUCACCCGGUGGGUUCAACCUUGGCCAACCCAACAAGCGCGGCGGCGAUGGGGCCGGCGCCGCCAACCAGCAAGCAGGCAUGGGCGGUGCGAAUAAAGGUGGCUGGAUUCACGUCAGUGACCAGCGAAAUCCUCCCGACUGGGGCAGGAUCGCGUGGCCCGAAGAUAUCUUCGGAAGCGUCGAGGUUGACGGGGACGGAUCAUUGAUCGGGAAUUGGCAGGAUAGUGGAACAUACAGGAUUCUCACCCGCGAGGGCAUCCUCGGCCUUACGCCUUAUCUGAGGGAGAAGCUCGUCCGGCGAUUGAAGGAGCUCGAAAGCGGCAACAAUUAG